UCGAAACCUCUUGGCGGCUCUCGACAAAUCGCGUAUCCCUCCCUCCCCCGUGCCUUCCCCAUUGCUUGCUCGAAACGAAACGUCUCGAAUAUUCCCUCCAUCUCCAUCCUCCUUCCACCACCACCACCACUGACCGAGCAUUCGAAGAUCGCGAGAGGGAGAGAUGGUGCUGUGGGAGAUCACGUUGGGGACGGCCUACUUCCUGGGCCUGAAGCGCACCUACAAGCUCGCUUUUCGGAUUCAGCGCAGGUUGAUCGCCCCCAAGCACCCCAAGAUCCGUCAAUUCGUCCAACGACGAACUCGUGCCAUAUUUGACGUGGCGCUGAAGGUUCACAGGAACAUACAAGAGAGAGACAUUGAAGUCGGUCGGAACCUCGGCAACUGGAUUCUACGUUGGCUGGACCGGAUAAAACCAUCAGCCCAAAUUCGCGGUUCUUCCUCAGGGGGAAGCCCUAGCAGUUCAAGCACCAGCAUGAAUAUGACUAAGCAAAUCAAAGGCACUGCACAGUGGAAAGACCCCGGGACUUUCAGCUCAUCAAAAAAUGCAGAAUCUGAUAGGCGCAUGUUUGCCUCGUUAAAGAACACAUGGCCGAAGCCUUUUCCUACCAUCACAAUGAUGAUGCAGUCGGCGAAACCAGCCGGUCGAAUUACGCAGUACAGGCAUGCGAGUACCUAUGGGUCCGAACUGCCAAGGUCGCAUCUCACUCGCGGUCAAUACGGGGGAGUUUUCAGGGAGGACAUAAUGCAGUGGAUGCUGCAUAAAUGAACGCUGCAAUUUCCCUUGUAUCCCUCACGAACCACAGUUUCGGAGACCUAAAUUUUUUCCUCGGACACGGCAAGCUUAGAUGCUGUUCCUCCAUUUUCUUUUUUCUUCCCUUCGUUGUAAUGGCGGUUCAUCAGGGUCUUAAUUUUCCUUCGUGUAAAUUCUUAUGAUCCCCCCAUUUUUCUCUGGAGCUUUUCAAUGUCUGAAAUAAAAACGGGUCCUUUAUCA
Syzygium oleosum is the source of this 991-nucleotide messenger RNA. RefSeq lists its product as uncharacterized. Bases 164 to 766 code for a protein of 200 amino acids. The transcript is spliced from 2 exons. NCBI's taxonomy places the organism in Eukaryota, Viridiplantae, Streptophyta, Magnoliopsida, Myrtales, Myrtaceae. The record is from RefSeq and is a predicted model, not a curated record.